Messenger RNA from Parasteatoda tepidariorum (common house spider), 666 nucleotides. RefSeq lists its product as uncharacterized. Lineage: Eukaryota; Metazoa; Arthropoda; Arachnida; Araneae; Theridiidae. The record is from RefSeq and is a predicted model, not a curated record.
GUGCCAGUCUGAAUCUUUAAAAUAAAAUAAAAAUUUUGAUUUUUUGUUGGCAAAUAUCAGUUUUGGCAACCAAAGUUGUGGUUUUGUUUUCAUUAUGUCAUUUUGUUUAGAUUUACUUACAUCUAUUGUGAUGCGUUAAGCAUCAAAUUUUAAUAUUGAAGAACAUUUAAGAUGUUUGAUAUGUUUCAAAUCUUUGGAAAAAAGAAAUCUAACACUGAAAAUGAAAAAGAUAAAAAUUCAGAUGACUUUGUUAUGCUAGGACAUAGUGAACAACCGGAACAAAAUCCUGGUGAACGACCACUGCCCAAAAACCCCAAUACUGCUCGAUUUCUGCCAGACAAUUUCACACCGACUCCUAUUAUCAAAAAAGAAGAAAAGCAUCAUCCAAUCAUGCCUCUUCAAGAUGUACCCUUUACUAUAAAUUCAAGCCUGUAUGCUUCAUCGAAGUUGGAUCAAAUCUGGAAAAGUGUUUCCCAAAGUAUAGGAAGCAUUGGAAAUUCAUGUCCAUAUCAAGAAGACUAUGAUUUUGCUUUGGAAAAGUCAGUUAUAGCAGAAACAUGUAACAAAUAAUGAUCAAUAAUAAGUGGCAUAUUCAAUCUUGUGUCAUUUUUUUUCUUUUGUAUAUUUUUAAUUCUUUUAAUAAAGUGCUAUGUGUAAAUAAAUAAA